This is a messenger RNA of Colossoma macropomum (tambaqui), 6996 nucleotides long. RefSeq names its product GLI family zinc finger 3 (gene gli3). The transcript is spliced from 15 exons. The record is from RefSeq and is a predicted model, not a curated record. Gene Ontology annotation, biological process: smoothened signaling pathway; regulation of transcription by RNA polymerase II. Gene Ontology annotation, cellular component: nucleus. Lineage: Eukaryota; Metazoa; Chordata; Actinopteri; Characiformes; Serrasalmidae. Bases 525 to 5378 code for a protein of 1617 amino acids. Gene Ontology annotation, molecular function: DNA-binding transcription factor activity, RNA polymerase II-specific; RNA polymerase II cis-regulatory region sequence-specific DNA binding.
GAGAGUGGGGUUAGAAAGAAGAAGAGGGAGGUAGCGUGUGUGAAAGCUCCGAAAGGGAGGAGUCAGGAGAAGGAAAGGGCAGCUGGAGUUGCAGAGCACCAGAGCCCCCCUCUCCGAGAAAGUCUCCUCAGCGCUGUUUAACACGCUUUGUUGUCCUGAGAGAGGAAAAAAGGGGGCUUCAGGAAUCCGUGCGCACUUUUUCUAGGGUUUUCACUCCUCUGACAGGCAUCCAGACAAAGUUCCCGAGUUCCCGAGAAGCGUAGCAGAGAAGCAGAAGGCGAGGAGAGGAAAAGAAGGAGGAGAAAGAAACCCAAACUCGGUCAGAGCGCAGAGAGGGAGAGAGAGGGAGAGAGAGAGGGAGAGAGGGGAGCUGAAACUUAAGACGCGCAGAGAGAAACUUCUGCACAUCUGCAGCGAGCGGAGAAGAUCCAUCUGCGGCGGUUUUUUCUGCGUUUUCUGGAGGGAAACUGCGUUUCAGAAACGUGUCCCGGGUUAGAUGAGGCACUGAGGAAUGCGCAGUUGCCAUGGAAACCCAGUCCCAGGCCAGUUCUGCAGCAGAGAAGAAGAAGAAGGUGGAGACCAUCGUGGCGACCAAAAGCUCCUCCUCGAGCCGAGCCGACAUCAGCGAGAAGGCCGUGGCCUCCAGCACCACCUCCAAUGAGGAUGAAAGCUCUGGUUCUCCGUACCAUCGGGAGAGGCGUAAUGCGAUCAGUGGUCAGCCGGCAGGCCUGGGCUCGGCGGCCGCUAAGCUGAGCGAGGAGCCGUCCACGUCCACAGAAGAGCGCCCCUCGCAGGUGAAGAAGGAGCUGCACGCCUCUCUGCCCCACCUGGCCGACCACACGCUGCCCUACAGGGGUACGCUGUUCGCCAUGGACCCCCGAAACGGCUACCUGGACCCCCACUACACCCCGACUCAGUUCUUCCCUGGUUUCCACCCUCCUGUACCCAUCGACGACAGACACACACAGGGACGCUACAUCUACGAGCCCUCGCCGGUACCACCGCUCCAUGUGCCCCCUGCGUUGGCAGGCAGCCCUGCGUUUUCCGAUAUCUCCGUCAUCCGAAUCUCGCCCCACCGGAACCCAUCGGUCGGUGCGGAGUCACCCUUUAACCCCCCACACCCGUACAUCAACCCCUACAUGGACUACAUCCGCUCCCUUCACAGCAGCCCCUCGCUUUCCAUGAUUUCUGCAGCCAGGGGACUCAGUCCUGCAGAUGCGCCACACGCUGGUUUGACCACGGCAGAAUACUACCAUCAGAUGGCGUUGCUUGCGGGCCACCGAAGCCCCUACGCUGACAUCAUUCCUUCCGCCGUGUCCUCCACCGGAGCAGGAAGCAACGCCUUGCACAUGGAGUACCUGCAGGCUCUGGAAGGUUCUCGCUUUCCGAGCCCGAGGCUGCUGGCUCGUCAGAACCGUAAGCGGCCCCUGCCCGUCUCGCCCCACUCAGACUCCGGAUUCGAUCUGCAGACGAUGAUCCGCACCUCGCCCGCCAACUCGCUGGUGACCAUCCUGAACAGCUCGCGGCCCAGCACCUCCACCAGCGGAUCCUACGGCCACCUGUCUGCCGGAACCAUCAGUCCCGCACUGAGCUUCGCCUACCCGCCCACUCCUGUGGCACUGCAGAUGCACCAGCAGCUGAUUGGGCGGCCACCAGGCAUUGUGGGGUCAGCUUUCGGCCACAGUCCCCCGCUAAUCCACCCUGCGCCAACCUUCGCCACCCAGAGACCCGUAGCGGGCAUCACACCGUCCAGUCUCGGGCCCACGGAGCGUUCCACCGGUUCCACUGACUCACAGAGUAAACCCACGAGUGAAUCGGCCGUGAGCAGCACAGGAGACCCCAUGCACCACAAACGCUCCAAAAUGAAACCUGACGACGAGCCCCCCAGCCCUGGAGCGGUCAGCGUGCAGGAUCAGCCGGACGGGAUGACGCUGGUGAAAGAAGAGGGAGAGAAGGAGGAAGGGAAGCAGGAGCCGGAGGUGGUGUACGAGACCAACUGUCACUGGGAGAACUGCUGCAGAGAGUUCGACACACAGGAGCAACUCGUACAUCACAUCAAUAACGACCACAUCCACGGGGAGAAGAAGGAGUUCGUGUGUCGCUGGGAGGAGUGCUCUCGAGAGCAGAAGCCCUUCAAGGCCCAGUACAUGCUGGUGGUACACAUGCGCAGGCACACGGGGGAGAAGCCACACAAAUGCACGUUUGAGGGCUGCUCCAAGGCCUACUCCCGACUGGAGAACCUGAAGACACACUUACGCUCCCACACAGGGGAGAAGCCGUACGUGUGUGAGCACGAGGGCUGCAACAAGGCCUUCUCCAACGCGUCUGACCGUGCCAAGCACCAAAAUCGGACACACUCCAACGAGAAACCCUACGUGUGCAAGAUUCCCGGCUGCACCAAGCGCUACACGGACCCCAGCUCUCUACGCAAACACGUAAAGACCGUCCAUGGACCCGAAGCCCACGUCACUAAGAAGCAGCGCGGGGACGUGUACCCCCGACCCCCGCCCCAGCCCAGGGAACCGGGAGCUCACGGACAGGGCCGGUCGCCAGGGCAGCUGCCCUUAGGAGCUUUCACUGACCAAAGGGAGUAUAACCAUGCUACCUCAAAACAGGACGACUGUCUGCAGGUCAAGUCAAUCAAGACAGAGAAGCCUAUGACGUCUCAGCCAAGCCCUGGCGGUCAGUCUUCAUGCAGCAGUGACCAGUCCCCCGCCGGCCCCCAUUUCGGCCGUGGAGUCCAGCUUGCUGUGAACAGCAUUGGGCUGGUGGGGGAGGCGGUGGUGGUCGAGGACCAGGAGGAUGAAGAGGAGGAAGAGGAGGAUGACAGAGAGGGAGAAGAGGAGGAUGCCCCCAUCAUGGACUCCACUGUGUCCACAGCUACGGCCACAGCAGCAACCUUAGCCCUGCAGGCGCGCAGGAGCCUGGGGCGGCCUUUGCGCUGGAUGGAGCAGGUUAAGAUGGAGAGGCUUAGGCAGGUGAAUGGAGGCAUUCCACGGCUGGGACAUCUGUCCCCCACACUGCCCCCUAAAGGCCAGGCCCUGCCUGCCCUCAUAGGGAAAGGCUCAUGUCCUGGCAGAAGUACCUGUGGGGGGGUACCAGUGCCUCAGCCUCCUCCACGUCCUGAGCUGUCCAGCACAGAGCUGACAAUGCUAAGUCUACUGCGGGAUCGCCGUGACAGUAGUGGUAGCACCACCAGCUCAGCCUACCUUAGCAGUAGUCGCCGUUCCUCCGGGAUCUCGCCCUGUUUUUCCAGCCGCCGCUCCAGCCAAGCCUCACAAUCUGAGCACAGCCAGCACAGACGCCUGCACAACCUCAGUGCGAGUGACUCCUAUGACCCCAUCUCCACCGAUGCUUCGCGCCGCUCUAGUGAGGCCAGCCAGUGUGGAGGAGGUGGAGGCUCAGGUGGAUUGGUGCCUGGAGGAAGCUGGGGUGGGGGAAGUGGAAGUAUGGGAGGAAGUGGGAUGGGAUCAAGGGGUGUGCUGAACCUCACCCCAGCGCAGCACUAUCAUCUCAAGGCCAAGUAUGCAGCCGCCACAGGUGGACCCCCUCCGACGCCCUUGCCUAACAUGGAACAGGUUAGUUUGAAGACUCGCAUGACUGUGGCUGGGGAUGGGCAAGACGUAAGCCAGCUCACACUGCCACCACUGGUCAGACCACGUCGUUGCAGUGAUGGUAGUGCCACUGGACACAGCAGUCACAUAGGCAGGCAGAGGGUAUUCUAUCCAGGAGAAGGCCCAGGCAAUGGUGACAGAAGGGCAAGUGACCCUGUAAGGAGACGAGAUCAUGGUACCUUCGAACGACCCCAGAUACAGCGCUUCAGCAGCCUGAAUAACAUGCAGCCCUUACCCCCUCUGGUUGGUAAUCAUUACCCACAUGGAGGAGGUCAAGGACUAAGUCUGCAGAACUACACCCGCUCAGAGAGCAAUCUCCAGAGGGGCCUUCUCUCCCCUUGCCCUCCAAGCAUCAUGGAGCAAUCAGCUCUUGAGGCUUUGGCCAUGGAUCAUGAUGGGGCUAUGUUAUUUAGGGAUGAAGACAUUCUGCCUGAUGAAUUAGUGCAGUACCUCCACUCACAGGACCGUGGGGUUGCCUGCAGCCAACAAAAUGACACAAACUCCCAUUCACACAGAAACGAUUUUGACCAGGGUCCUGAGGAGGCCCAGAACUUCCGCAAUCCUCCACAGCAACAGGAGGCACCACAUGGGCAUAGUCCUGGCAAAGACGGUAUGCCCAUUCAGUGGAAUGAGGUGAGCUCGGGCAGUGCUGAGGUUUCUCCUCCGCGGCAGUCACAGAGGUGCGGGAGGUGGCCAAGGCAGAGCGGCACAGUAAGUGGUCCAUUUGGUCGCUUUGGAAACAUGGUUGUGCAGCAGCAGCAGCUCCCUUCACACUUCCCAGACCAACAUGUCCAUAAUCAAAGGGGAGGUGUCCAUCAUGUGGCUGAAAUGACAAAUGGACACAGUUACCUAGAUCCACUUAGGGAAGGGUCUAAGUCAAACCAGCAGCUGUCUUGUCGAAUGAGCCCUGGUGUGAAGAUGGAGACUACCCUAAGUAACUGUAGGGACACUAGGAGGAUUAGCUCCAGCAGCCACAACCUUGGUCAGCCAGACUUCUUUCAGAUUACCCUGGGUCCCAUUCGCCCAAGCUGCGUUCAGCAAGCUAAUACAUCGCGGUUGCAGCAGGGCCAUGUAAUCACAGGUCAAAUGAGUGGCACCCUCCCUCACCAGCCCCAGUCUGCUUUGGCUUGUCAACCUCCCAGUCGAGGCUCUUCUCAACCACAGCAAUAUCCUACCCAGCCAAGCAUCAGCAGUCACCAAGCACAGCAAACUUUUAGAAAUGGAAACAGCAUCAGCUGCUCACUUGCUAAUCAAGUUUCAGGACUGAAACUAGAAGUAGACGACCAUCUUCAAGCCAACCCUUGCUCCUCCAUCCAGCAACAGCUGUUCAUUGCUGAGUGCUUUGGCACGGCAGAGUCCUCAACUUCAACCUUUAGUGAAGUACAGCAGCCCUGUCUAAUGGAAUCCUUGAAGACAGAAGCUGGGGUAUCGGCUGGACCCACAGGGGAUCUCCUGUCCCCUGGGGCUGACCAGGUGACCAGCACAGUGGAAGGUAGCCCUGGUGGCAACAUCCUGGAUAACGUUGGUCUGGAUUUCACGUCCAUCCUGGAGGAUAACUUUGACCAGGGCAGUCUGGUGUCUGACGUCAUCAGUCCCAGUAUCCUCCAUGGAUUAUCGCAGACAUCCUCUCGGCUGACAACUCCUCACCUCUCAGCCAUGUUUCACAGCCUGCCUCCUGGCACCAACAACAUGGCCAUUGGAGACAUGAGCUCCCUCCUCACCACCCUCGCGGAAGAGAGCAAGUUCCUUGCCAUCAUGCAGUAGGUUUUUGUGAACCCCCUGUGAGUGAGACUGAAAAGGAAUACAGACUUUACUAGUGUGAUGUAAAGAAAUGGACAACAGGGAGACAACCUGUAAGCAAGAGUAGUUUAAAAGUGGUGUUAAGACAAAGUAUAGGCCCACUAUUUUAUAUCACUCACCCACUUGGGACAGGGGUCUGGGAAACCAUAUAAAUAUGGUGUAAGUGUACAAAUACAUUAAAUCAUUCAGUUUUUGGAAUAACGAAUAAUUAAAUGCUCAUUUUUAUAUUGCUUUAAGAUGACAGUGGGUGACUUUAGUAUCAUUCCCAUCACUGAAACAGUAUUCUGUGUAUUAUUGCUGUUUUUGCGUUUUGUUGUCGGUAUACGUGCAUGUUCGUUUACUGAAUAAAUAUACACACUGUCUUUUUAAGUGAGUAGAAUGUCACAUUCACUAAUGUAUCCUUACUUUUGAGUGAACCAGAGAAGAUAGAGACAACCCGACCCUUGUCAUCAGGUCAAGGCAGGGUCAAAUUUACAUUUAACAGGCCCUAGUGUCUCGAUUUUUUUUUAUAUUCACAUUUUUAUAUAGAUGUUUUAUACGUCUUACAUUGGUAGUAUUAAAAAAUAAUUAAGAUUUCAUGUCAAAUCAAAUUGUAUUGUGUUUUGACAUAUUCUUCAUGGCAUUGCUUUCAAAAAUGAGGGACCAUAUUGUUACAUAAGGGUACUACACAAGUGUGGAGCAGAGCCCCAUAGUGAAUAAAUGUACUACUUGAUUUACCAUGACUGUAUACAUGUAUAUAGGCUUUUUCUCCUUUUUUUACAUUGUAAGAUUUUACAAUUUACAUCAUGCUUACUGUGUUUUAAUGACUGGUGCUUUUGACAAGCUGUGCAUUAUGUGGCAAUAGUGGAAAAACAGCAUGAGGUUAUUUGUAGUCGACCUCAGUAUGUUGCUUAUUGCACAAAGACUAGAAAUUUAAGUAUGGUGGCCAAAAUGUGCCAAAAAAGGCAUUGGUAUUAACUCAUUUUACAUUUUGCCAAAUAGAAGUAAUUUUUUUUUGUAUUUCUUUUUUUUAAAGUGAGUUGUGUAUUGUGUUUUGUUACAAAAAUGUGGUGGAAAAUAUCAUCAAGUCUUUGCAUUGCAAAUAGAUUCUGUUUGUAUCUGUGUUAAUUGGUCUAUGAAUCAAGUUAAGACAACAUGGAGACAUCAUGCUCUUAUGCAAAGAGGACUCAAAUUUGGCAGUUUUGUUAGCAGUAUUAAGAACAAUCUGUACAUACCUGCAUAUGUACAGUUUUAUACGUCAUGCUGUAGCAGUUAGGUACUUGUUUUUGUUUUGUAUGGUUACUUGCGUUUUGUUUUUCUGAAGUUGUCUACCAAUGUCAUGUUAUUGUUUUGAAAGUGGUGUGAUCCAUUCCCUGAGGAAAGGACUAGGGGGUUUGGGCCAAAGGUAUGUGCCUUAUUAGUGCCUGCCGAUAUCAAGAGGAACACUGCCAAUCUUUUCUAAAGAAUUCUUACAAAAAAAAUGUAUAUGUUAAACGGAGCAAGAGGCCCACAACUUCACGUAAAGUUCAGCGACCAUACAUGCUUUUAGUACGGGUGAGGCGUCAAGAAAUGCGACAUGUGGAGGAAAAAAAAAAAGCAAAAA